CGCGCUCCCUCACUCUCUGCGUGAAACAAAGUGUAGUGUCCGCGAGAGCCCGUAGGAAGCGAAAAGAGAGUAACCGGAGAAAGGAGAGAAUGGGGCGGCUGAAUUCACCGCAACAGGAGGAAUAAUAACGUUCAAAAAGAAGACAAAACACAGAAGACGGAGGAGGAAGGCGCAGGGAAAAACUUUUGCGGGAGGAGAAAAACUGUUACGGACUCAACCAACGGCCACGUUUUAAAACAUGGAUACACUUUUCUCUGUUUUCCCAGGACUCCUGUUUCUCCUCUCGACCGUUGGAAACGUCUCCGGUCAGAUACCGACAGCUCAUAUGGGACGUGCUGAGAAGGGGAGCUGUACAUUCGAUGAAGGCUUCUCUCAGUGUGACUACCAGCAAGAUCCCUAUGAUGAAUUUGACUGGACGCACAUCAACACCCAGGAAGUGCCGUAUGUCUCACCAGAUCUGCCGCAAGGUUCCUACAUGUAUGUGGACGUCUCUCAGUACGAUGUUGGGGAGAAGGCCCGUUUUCAGCUGCCUGUCAUGAAGGAGAACGACACACACUGUAUCGACUUCAACUAUAUGCUGAGCAGCCCGGAUGGCUCAAGCCCUGGCACUCUCAAUAUCCUGGUCAAGGUAAACAAAGGUCCUUUGGCCAACCCUAUCUGGAAUGUGACCACCUACACAGGUAAAGACUGGCUGAAAGCAGAACUGGCUGUCUCCACCUUUUGGCCCAACGAAUAUCAGGUCAUAUUUGAAGCCGAGGUUUCGGACAGCAAAGCCGGCUUCAUCGCCAUUGACGACAUUCAGGUGCUCAGCUACCCGUGCGAUAAAUCUCCUCAUUUCCUGCGUCUUGGAGACGUGGAGGUCAACGCCGGGCAAAACGCCACCUUUCAGUGCAUAGCUACAGGACGAGACACGACAAACAAUAAACUCUGGCUACAGAGGAAAAAUGGAGAAGAUAUUCCUGUGGCUCUGACCAAAAACAUCAACCACAGACGGUUUGCAGCCUCCUUCCACCUCAAAGAAGUCACCAAUCAGGAUCAAGAUCUGUACCGAUGUGUUACCCAAUCAGAACGGGGCUCUGGUGUGUCCAACUUUGCAGGACUUAUUGUCAGAGAGCCUCCGCACCCCAUCGCCCCACCCCAGCUGCUCGGUGUCGGCCCUACGUAUCUGCUGAUUCAGCUGAACGCUAACUCUAUAUUUGGAGAUGGACCUAUUAUACUGAAGGAGGUUGAGUACCGUAUGACAUCAGGCAGCUGGACUGAGACUCAUGCUGUGAACUCUCCAAACUACAAGUUAUGGCAUCUCGACCCGGACACAGAGUACGAGAUCAGAGUGCUGCUGACCAGACCAGGAGAGGGAGGGACGGGGAAACCUGGACCGCCACUUAUUACCAGAACCAAAUGUGCAGAACCCAUGCGGACUCCAAAGAGGCUAAAGAUUGCUGAGACCAGGUCUCGCCUGAUCGCUGUGGACUGGGAGUCUUUGGGUUACAACAUCACUCGCUGCCACACCUUUAACGUCACAAUCUGCUACCAUUACACUACCGCCAACAAUCGCAGCAAAGCCGACUGCUUGGACAUGGACCCUAAAGCUCCACGUCACCUGGUGGGAAACUUGCCGCCGUACACCAACGUUAGUCUGAAGAUGAUUCUGACCAACCCAGAGGGACGGAAAGAGAGUGACGAGACCAUUAUACAAACCGAUGAAGAUGUUCCAGGCCAUGUUCCCAGUCAGUCGCUCAGAGCCACUCCAUUUGAAGACAGAAUCCUUCUUUACUGGAAGGAACCAACUGAACCAAAUGGGAUCAUCAUACAAUAUGAGAUCAGCUACAGCGGUCUGCGCUCAUAUGACCCUUCGGUGCCUCUUCAGCGGCCGGGUCUCCCUGUGUCCCUGCCCUCAAAUGCCACCCAUCAUCUGUUUUCCAUGCUCCACCCAGGGGUCACGUACCAGCUCUCCAUACGAGCAUCAACAUCUAAAGGGUUUGGACCUGCAACAACAAUCAAUGUGACUACUAAUAUCUCAGCUCCGACAAUAGAUGAGUACGAUGGGUCAGAGGCCUUCCUGAAUGAAACUGCAACAACAAUCACUGUCCUCCUCAAACCUGCACAAGCCAAGGGAGCUCCUAUAAGUGCGUACCAGAUUGUAGUCGAAGAAGUGAAUCCUCAGCGUACACGUCGUCAAGCUUCAUCAGACUGUUAUGAGGUCCCAGUUUCCUAUCACAGUGCAUCUAGCGGUGGAUCACCAUAUUAUUAUGCCGCCCAGCUGUCCCCAAGCAACCUGCCUGAGCCUCUCCCCUUCACUGUGGGAGACAACAAGACGUAUCAGGGUUUCUGGAAUCCUCCACUGGCACCAAGGAAGAACUACAACAUCUACCUACAAGCUGUGAGCAGCACAGAGAGGGAAACUAAGACUCAGUGUCUGAGGCUGGCUACUAAAGGAGCUACAGAGGAGCCAGAGGUCAUCCCUGACCCUGCCAAACAGACGGACCGGGUAGUGAAGAUUGCUGGGAUCAGUGCUGGUGUCCUUGUUUUCAUAUUGCUGGUGCUGGUAGCCAUCCUAUUGGUCAAGAAGAGGAGGACCUACUAUUCAUACUCUUAUUACCUGAAACUGGCUAAAAAACGUAAGGACGCAAUCGGGACGACACGGCAAGAAAUGACUCACAUGGUGAACGCCAUGGAUCGCAGCUAUGCCGACCAGAGCACCCUGCACGGAGAGGAUCCCAUGGCUGUGACUUUCAUGGACUCUCACAACUACAACAACAGAUUACCCAAUGAUCCUCUGGUUCCUACUGCUGUGUUAGUUCCAAUCACAGAUGAGAACCACAGUGCCUCUGCAGCAGAGAACAGCCGGCUCUUGGACGUUCCUCGGUAUCACUGUGAAGGAACUGAAUCUCCCUAUCAGACGGGACAGCUGCACCCGGCUAUCAGAGUGGCUGACCUUCUGCAGCACAUCAACCUCAUGAAGACCUCUGACAGCUACGGCUUCAAGGAGGAAUAUGAAUUGGUGAUACAGAGCUUCUUUGAGGGCCAGUCGGCCUCCUGGGAUGUGGCCAAGAAGGAGCAGAACCGCACCAAGAACCGCUAUGGGAACAUUAUAGCAUAUGACCAUUCAAGGGUUAUCCUUCAGCCCAUCGAAGACGACCCCUCCUCUGACUACAUCAACGCCAACUACAUCGAUGUAAGUGGAAACGCAUCGAAUGCUACUAUUGGCUCCCAACGAAACCAACGAAACCACACUCCCUCGCUCAUUUGGCUGUACAGGGAUGGCUACCAAAGACCAAGUCACUACAUUGCUACUCAAGGUCCUGUUCACGAGACGGUGUAUGACUUCUGGAGGAUGGUGUGGCAGGAACAGUCAGCCUGUAUUGUCAUGGUCACCAAUCUGGUGGAGGUUGGAAGGGUGAAGUGCUAUAAGUACUGGCCUGAUGAUGCAGAGGUGUACGGAGACUUCAAGGUGACCUUUGUGGAGGUUGAACCUCUCGCUGAGUAUGUGGUUCGCACAUUUACCCUGGAGAGGCGUGGUUUCAAUGAGGUGCGUGAAGUCAAGCAGUUCCACUUCACAGGCUGGCCUGAUCAUGGAGUUCCAUAUCACGCCACAGGACUGCUAUCCUUCAUCAGAAGAGUUAAAAUCUCCAAUCCACCCUCUGCUGGACCGAUAGUGGUUCACUGCAGUGCUGGAGCAGGGCGCACAGGCUGUUUCAUCGUCAUCGACAUCAUGUUGGACAUGGCGGAGAGAGAAGGCGUGGUUGACAUCUACAACUGUGUGAAAGCGCUUCGCUCCAGGAGGAUCAACAUGGUACAGACUGAGGAGCAGUAUAUAUUCAUCCAUGAUGCCAUACUAGAGGCUUGUCUAUGUGGAGAAACAGCCAUACCAGUGUGCGAGUUCAAAGCUGCUUUUUAUGAUCUGAUCCGCAUUGACUCGCAGACCAACUCGUCACAUCUGAAGGAUGAGUUCCAGACGUUAAACUCGGUGACUCCUCAGCCUCAGCCUGAAGACUGCAGCAUCGCGCUGUUGCCUAGAAACCAAGAUAAAAACCGCUUUAUGGACGGCCUUCCUCCUGAUAGAUGUCUACCUUUCCUCAUCACAAUAGACGGAGAAAGCAGCAACUACAUCAACGCUGCUUUGAUGGAUAGCUACAGACAGCCUGCUGCAUUCAUCGUUACCCAGCAUCCUUUGCCUAACACAGUCAAAGACUUUUGGCGUCUGGUUUACGACUAUGGAUGUACCAGUUUGGUGAUGCUUAAUGAGAUUGACCUGGCUCAGGGUUGUCCUCAGUACUGGCCCGAGGAGGGUAUGUUACGUUACGGUCCUGUCCAGGUUGAAUGUAUGUCCUGCUCCAUGGACUGUGAUGUCAUCAGUCGGCUCUUCAGAGUCUGCAACCUCACCAGGCCUCAGGAAGGCUACCUGAUGGUUCGUCAGUUCCAGUACUUGGGAUGGGCGGGGCACAGAGAAGUCCCUGCCUCCAAGCGCUCCUUCCUCAAACUGAUCCUGCAGGUGGACCAGUGGCAGCGUGAGGGCGAGGAGGGGGAGGGAAGAACCAUCGUUCACUGCCUAAACGGAGGUGGGCGUAGUGGAGUUUUCUGUGCCUGCAGCAUUGUGUGUGAGAUGGCGAAGAGGCAGAGUGUGGUUGACGUCUUCCAUGCUGUGAAGACGUUGAGGAACAGCAAACCCAACAUGGUGGACACUCCGGAGCAGUAUCGGUUCUGCUAUGACCUGGCCCUCGAGUUCAUCGAGUCCUCUUAAACAAGGGGCAGAAGAAGAGGAAGAGGAGGAGGAGGUGAAGAGGAGCAGAACAACUUUCCUCCACACGUUUGAUCCUUUGCUUCGCUUGCUCCCGACUCCCCUCUGUGCUGGCCGUUCUGUAGCACCUGUUUUGCGUCCCUACGAACGGCACAGACGGCUCCUUGUACAGCGCCGUUAAAAAUUCACACAAAGGGAAGAGCUCAGACUUUCAGCAGAUGGGAGAUUUACUGAGGGGAGGUGAUGCUACUCCUUUAACUCCUUUACGCUUAUUGUACAGCUUUUUCAGUGCCAGCGGGCCCCCUGUAUGUUUCAGGCCCUCAUUUAAAUGUUUCCCAUGGACUCGAUGCCUCAUGCUGUUUCAGCUGCAGUACUCAAUGUGCCCUGUAGAUGUCUCUCUUUCCUGGUGCAAGCUGCAACAGCUACAAGAUUUCUGUGGCCACACAUUCCUGCUCACAUGCUAAUUUGUCAUCAUGCUAACAUUUAAAUUCUGGACAUGAACUGAUCAUCAGUCUGUACUUUUAUACAUGAAACUUUAAAUUACAGCCUGGUCAGAUGCUGUGAAUGCUUCUGCUUUCUUCUCCACAGAUCAGCAGCUUCUUCAUUUUAUCUUCAUGUUUAUUUCAGUCAAAACAACAUUGAGUUCAGUACUUAUUAACACCCACUUUGAGGCCAUUUUUACUUAGAUUACACUCAGAGAACUGACAAUUACAGAAUCAAAACGUACAGAAAACAAACAAAAAAUAGUGUUCAAGAAUCAAGGCUGCCAAUGAACCAACAAAAGGGCGUUUACAUAGCGAGUAUUAGUCUUUUUUUAUCGUAUCAUGAAGUGGCAACUUGAAAAAAAGUGUAGGAUUUUCACCUAAAUGUAUAAAAAAGUGUGAUAUGUAUCAUUGUUUAUUGUUUAUUUUAGCUCACUGUAAGCUGCAGACUUGUUUUGUUGGAUUGUUUUUGUUUUGCAUCAUUUACUGAUCUACUGGAUAGAAGUUUUGAAGUCUUCUCUGUAGCCCCAAACUUGAACGUUUGUGUUCAACCUUGUGACAUUCAGUGUAACCAUGUCUGUGUUCAGGGCUGGGCCCAAUGCACUUUCAAUUCAGCCGAUUCAUAAAUGGGAGAUUUCAGCUCACAACUCAAAUAUGAACAGAUUUUUUGGGGUUGGAGAGGAGUUAUUAUUGCCUUUUAGAAAAGACUGAGAAUUAUGAAUACUCUUUGAUUUACAGUUUCCAUUUCUGCUUUGAAAAGAAGUGAACUGACCCCAGGACUCAUUGUUUUUGUGCACUGGUGGCCAACACUUUUCUACAGAAGCAUACUGCAUUUACAUGAAAAAAUGAAAUCAUGCUCUGCUUUUAUAAAUCAACGUAAUGAUUGUCUCAGAGUUAUAAGAUAAGUUUUUAUUUAAUUAAACUAUUGGCGCUGUUCUUCUGUAUCAGCAAGAUACCAGCUGGUGUGAAGGUAUAACUGGUGUUGAGUUAAGAUGGAGUUAGUGGUAGUUCCAGAUGUGAGUAAUGGCUGCCUUCAUCCAAACAAGGAAAAUCACUUUCUUAUUCAUUUAUCCUUUGUGUUUGGGGUGGGGGCUUUUGCUUUUACUGGACAGGAAAUGGAGAGAGAGAACAUAAUGAGUGAAACCUGAGUGAUGUCAACUGUUUGGUUACUGAAUCCAGCCCAUGGCAGCAGCCAUAUUGAAAUUGCUGUCUCAACCAAACUUUCAGCUUAGAAACAGACAAAUAAGGUGGAGCAGGGUCUUGAUUCUCCUGACAAACAGCUACAACACGCUGGAUAGCCAUCAUAUUAGCCGUCAAAGGCAAUGUUAAAAUCUAAACUUGCCUGUGCAGUUUUUUCUUAAUGUUAUGUUUGGCUGAACAGGAGAUAGUUACAUUAGGAAAUGAUCUACAAAAUUAAAGACUGAAUAUAUCUAACACAGGACUGUCCGAACUUUCUCACUGAGAGCCACAUACAGAAAAAUAAUAGGCUAAAUGGAUUGUUUUGAUAUACCUCACCUGUAGAGUAUUGAAGUUAGUUAAAAUUAAUGUAAAAACGUGACUCAUUUUUUAUUUUUAUUUAGCCUUUAUUUAACCAGGAUUUAUUCCCAUUGAGAUACAAUAAUCUCUUUUACAAGGGAGUCCUGGCCAAGACAGCAGCAUAAGUUUCACACACAGGACAUUAAACAGGACAUAGAACAAAGGUUACAUCAAUCGACAAAUUCAUCAGCUGGAGUUUGAAGUAACUUGUGUUCAGCUGUACCCGUUAACACUAGAUCCACUAUCAGGUAAAAUGAGACUUCAAUUAAGUCUAACUUCAUAUUGAUAAAAUUUUUAAGUCUGACUCCUCUCUGACUCUUCCUAAAUGUUUGGUCUGUUGUGCCUAGUGUCAUAAAAAUGGUUUGCAUGAGUCCACAUUUUUUAAAUGGACUUUUAUUCAUAGAGCGGCCAUACAGGUCAAAUUUACCCAUGAGAAACUAGUGAUUUUCCCCUUUGUUUUAUUUCAAACCAGAAGAUAAACAAUAGAUGUUGCCACCUCCUCUCUAUUGCUGCACUGCAUAAUCAGAAGUCAUAGAUCAACCUUCCUCAUAGACACCACAGGCAAAAAAAGAUGUCUCUAGAUUUGCACAUUGAUUUCACCAAAAAGAAUCUGAUGUUUGGGAAGUUUCAGGACUAUUUUGGAUGUGAUGGAUCAUCAUCCACCAGUGAUCUAGGUCUCUUUCUGAGGUUGAUGAGCUGUUUAUUGUCUGUGGUUAAAUAAUUGCUUUUGAUCAGUGCUAUUAAUGAAAAUCAUUGCACUCUAAUAAUGGGUCAAAUUAACCCACUGGCUGUUAGAGGUAUAACAAAGCCUCGGUGGUUCUUGUGUUAAAGUUGCAAAAAGCCCUGAACCUGUUUUGUAACUUAAAACUGUUACCAAACAUCUCCAAGAGAAGCUCUGAACUUUAUACUUUUUCCUUGCGCAUGUUUAAUCUGUUAACUCACACAGCCAUGCUCAUGUUACCAUCUGAUCGUGUGCCCACAUACCAGUUAAACCAUGACACCAGCUGGUGUCUCACUGAUUCAGGAAAAGAGCAUUAUUUCCAACAUGUUCAUAAAAAACAUAAGUGGUCAUACAGAGAAAUUUGUCUUAAUUCAGAAAAAAGGGCAGACUUUUAUGUUGUCAUGUGAACACAGCACGCUUCUGUACUUCUUCCUUUGUUUUCUUCUUUUUUUUUAAUAUUAUUUUGUAGCCGAUGUUUAUUCAUAAGCCAAAGACUUUGUGUAAAUAUGUCUAUAUGGAUAAAGCACAUUGUUUGUAUUUAUUGUUUGUUUACUUGCAUUGCUUGUAAGAACAAUCAUUCUUUCAUUCCAUGUUUACUCCACCACCAGCGUUUCUUAAACUGCGGGUCGGGGACGCAAAAUGGGCCGCAGUGCUGAAUAUAAGAAUGAUGUAAUGAGCCCAUAAUGGGUGCUGCGGCAGCGGCGGUGGCGGGUGCUCUUUUUGUGUCCAUGAAGAAGAGUUUAAGAAGCCCUGCUAGAAGCUGUAUAUUGAAGCGUAAGAAGUAGUUUUCAGUAUUUAGGUGCAGUAGUAUUGUCUUGUUUUCACUUUAUGAAACUCUCUGUGAUGUUGCUGUGGUUUCUUUGUGUAACAGCCCCAUCGCUCUGUUUGUGGUCAGUAGUAACAUCAGUGCUUUAAAAGCACCAGAGUCUUUUUUGGAUAAUAGCUCCUGUCCCUUUUAGUUUGGGGGAACGCUGUUUAUCUCCAUCCUCGUAUCCUGCUCACCAUUAUCCCUGAAAACACACACAUGGACUCAGUGAUGCAAAUAGGCCUAGUGAGUGAAAAGCAGGACUGUGAGACAUUAAAACAAACAUUUAUUGUGCCUAAUCAUUUGAAUUUCCUCAAGCAUUUUAACAGCAUUUUAGACGGCAAACCAGGGCUUUGUUGAACGCGUUCUCAUGGACGAUCAAUGUUUUUAAAACCAUGAUUCAGUGUGUUUUAUGAAUCCGAAUGCUUCAUGAAUUCUCUACGAGGCUUCACCGGAUACUAUUUGUGUUUCUGUUGUGCACAAACAGUUUCAGAAAAGAAAUAUUGUAAAUAAAAUGUCAGAGGUUUCACACAGUUGGAACAAGAGUAGCGCAGGUCUACUGUUAUGGAUGUUAUUGUAAAUAGACUAUCAUGAGUGCUCUAUUGUUGGAUGAACAGUAGAGAUGUAGAUGAUGGAUGCAAUGUCAGAACUUUAGUUCUGUUGUAGAUACAAAAAAAAGUCAAGAGAUUGUACUAGAGGAGGAUUCAACUUCACAUUUUGACAGAUAUUCUUUAAAAAUCUUUAGUUUCCACUGAAGACAGAAGUAUAUUCUGUCAGUGGAGCAGCAGUCUUCAGUUUUUCCUUCAGAUUUCUGGUCUAACGCAAAGAAAGGAUGAAAAUUCAGAAACUACAAAAUGAUGAUGGCCUUCUCUAUAGCAUGCAGAGACUGAAGUGAAGAUAGAAACACAUAAAACAUGAGUAAAGGGUAACGCUAAGGAGUUAAUCAUGCCAAGAUACCCAUAAUUCCUCCCUGUUAAACCUGAAUUAAUGGCCCUGAGGAGUCAGAAUGAAGCAAAUGCCCUGAUGAGAGGCCAGUCUGAGUAUACAAGCGAUAUUCAUGGUUCAUAAUUAUUCUUGUCUGUAAUGUUUGGCUUCUUUGCUGUAAUAAAGACCACUUCUUUGAUUAAA
Cheilinus undulatus (humphead wrasse) is the source of this 9410-nucleotide messenger RNA. RefSeq names its product protein tyrosine phosphatase receptor type K (gene ptprk). Gene Ontology annotation, cellular component: membrane. The record is from RefSeq and is a predicted model, not a curated record. Bases 239 to 4741 code for a protein of 1500 amino acids. The transcript has 41 exons. Gene Ontology annotation, molecular function: protein binding; protein tyrosine phosphatase activity. Gene Ontology annotation, biological process: protein dephosphorylation. Lineage: Eukaryota; Metazoa; Chordata; Actinopteri; Labriformes; Labridae.